AUGCUGGCCGAGGACAAGACGAACGAUGCAGAGUACCUUGUCAAGGCGCUGGAGUUUCAUCCGAACCUGCGUGCCAAGUUCUUCAACCGGCAGCUGCUUCACAUUGCCCGGCAGCUCCAUGUCCAGCUCUUGGCAGACUCGCAGCUGCGAGGAAUCGGCAAGCCGCUAGAGACAGUGGGCUCUGGCAUUUGGGAGCACGAGGCCUUGGAUCUAGCGGAGCCGCAAUUCGCCGACCCAGCGGGUGCCGAAGCGGCAGCGUUCCGAGCUCCCUGGGGCCGAGGCGGCGUUCCGGUGUCGAAGAAGACCUUUGGCCUCCUCUCGCGGAAGGUGCCCGCCGAGGAGGCCGUCCUCAAACGUUUUGGGAGCUGGGCCGCUUUCCUCGGACAGCCGCCCAUGGACGAGCUCUUCGCGUUGGAGCGAAGGAGGCUUCGCAUUACACUCUGGCCGCAGCUGUGA
Messenger RNA from Symbiodinium natans, 456 nucleotides. The record is from the annotation of a GenBank genome assembly. Lineage: Eukaryota; Dinophyceae; Suessiales; Symbiodiniaceae.